AUGACAGAUCAUCUCCCUGACUCGUUCUACCAACCCUUCCUCUCCGAUGCGGCCAAGAUACGCAAACCGAGCCCUAUCCAUGUCCUCGUUCCGCUCGAAAGCACGCCAGGCGUCAUUUCGCUCAUGGCGGGAAAACCCAACGGAGACAUGUUCCCCUUCAGGUCUUUCAAGUUCACCAUCGCUCCCACGACGCUUCCUAACUACGCCGAGAGUCUCGUGAGCGGCGCUCCGCUUCCUGGUGAGGAGGUCGAGGUCGAGUUGUCGGGAGACACGCUGCGGGAUGGGCUGCAAUACGGGCCAACGGAGGGGUUGCCGAAGUUGCAUGAGUGGUACUACGGGUUGCAGGAGCGGUACCAUGGGCGUAAGCGAGACGAGAGCUGGAUUUUGACGCUUGGGAGUGGGUCGCAGGAUCUCAUAUUCAAGGCGGCAAACUCAGUACUCAACCCGGGUGACGUUGUGCUCAUCGAGGCUCCUGCCUAUGGUGGGGUGAUUCCUAUCUUUCAAAACUUGCAGUGCGAAUUUGUUGAAAUCCCCAUGGACGCACACGGCCUUCGCUCUCAAGACUUACGCGAGGUGCUGAAUUCGUGGCCUUCUGACAAGCCUAAGCCUAAGAUCCUCUACACUGUACCUUACGGUAGCAACCCAGGUGGCUUUACGACCUCUGAAGACCGUAAAAAAGAGGUCAUAGAGCUAGCGAGAGAACACAAUUUCCUCAUCUUUGAGGACGACCCGUACUUCUACCUUUAUUUUGGCGAUGCGCCCCGCCCGGCAUCGUACUUCAGCCUUGAACAGCACAUGCCCACCAAGGACGGUAGCCCCCGUGUUGGCCGUGUUCUUCGGUUCGACAGCAUGUCGAAAGUUGCCUCUGGUGGCCUCCGGCUCGGUAUCGCAUCGGGCCCUGCGCCUUUGGUGAAAGCAAUCAACUCCCAUACCUCGAGCUCUAGCUUGCAGAGCUUCCACCUCGGGCAAGCCAUCAUGAUCGCUUUGUUUGAAAAGUGGGGUUACGAGGGCUUCGAUGCGCAUAUCCGGUCCGUGUCGACGUUCUAUCGCGCGAAACGGGACAUAUUCCAAAAGGUGAUGAAAGAGUGCAUGAGCGGGCUCGCGGAGUGGACACCUCCCGAGGCGGGAAUGUUCUUCUGGUUCAAGCUUCUCCUCAAUCCAAACGCGAACGCGGGAGACGACGACGGAGAUUCAUCUGACCUUAUCAGCAACAAGGCGUUCAAAAAUGGCGUGCUUGCGCUGCCCGGGGCGAUGUUCUAUCCCAACGGACGCAAGUCUGCACAUGUCCGUGCGGCGUUCAGUCUUCUCAGCGAGGAGCAGGUGCGGGAGGCGUUGAGAAGGCUUAGAGAGACGGUGCUCAAGGAGAGAGAAGGUGUUUAG
This is a messenger RNA of Coniophora puteana RWD-64-598 SS2, 1380 nucleotides long. Its product is annotated as PLP-dependent transferase. The transcript has 8 exons. Gene Ontology annotation, molecular function: pyridoxal phosphate binding; transaminase activity. The record is from RefSeq and is a predicted model, not a curated record. Gene Ontology annotation, biological process: biosynthetic process. NCBI's taxonomy places the organism in Eukaryota, Fungi, Basidiomycota, Agaricomycetes, Boletales, Coniophoraceae. Bases 1 to 1380 code for a protein of 459 amino acids.